AUGACUACUACUGAGCAUGUUACGGCUUUUGAUAGAGCAAGUUAUUUCAGACCUUGUAAUCCAUCCUUCCUCGUUGUCAUCUAUCCAUCAAACGCCCGUUCACGAGGUCCUUUGAAUUUUCCAUCUAAGUUUUGUAAGAAACACAUUGAUUUGCGCAAGAACAGAGGAGAUAUCAAUCUUGAGGUGUUAAACGGGAGAGUUUGGCAUGCAAGAUACCGAAUAAGGACAGCCGAAACUAGAAGAAGAUUUGAACUGUCAAGUGGAUGGAAGACAUUUGCCGAGGACAAUAACUUGAAAGUUGGUGAUGUUUGCACCUUUGAGCUCAUUCCUGCAACAAAACUCACCUUCCAGACUCUCGUCAAAUAUAGCAGUUUAUCAAAGACCGAGAAAAGAAAUGAAAAUCGUCACUACUACCAACUCGUCACCCUCAAAGAGUUUCAGUUCUUUUGUAUCAAACUUUACGUCGGGUAUAAUUAA
Glycine soja is the source of this 477-nucleotide messenger RNA. RefSeq names its product B3 domain-containing protein REM19-like. The record is from RefSeq and is a predicted model, not a curated record. Gene Ontology annotation, molecular function: DNA binding. The coding region runs from base 1 to 477 and encodes 158 amino acids. NCBI's taxonomy places the organism in Eukaryota, Viridiplantae, Streptophyta, Magnoliopsida, Fabales, Fabaceae. The transcript has 3 exons.